Messenger RNA from Oryzias latipes (Japanese medaka), 1127 nucleotides. It is a transcript of the gene tfpt, whose product is annotated as TCF3 (E2A) fusion partner. Gene Ontology annotation, molecular function: DNA binding. Gene Ontology annotation, cellular component: Ino80 complex. NCBI's taxonomy places the organism in Eukaryota, Metazoa, Chordata, Actinopteri, Beloniformes, Adrianichthyidae. The record is from RefSeq and is a predicted model, not a curated record. Gene Ontology annotation, biological process: apoptotic signaling pathway; apoptotic process; positive regulation of apoptotic process.
UAAACACUGCGCAUCGCAUUCAUCGCUACUUCGUGUUUCUAUCCAAUAAAAAUGUAGUGAAAUUUGUCAUUUUAAACCUUUUUCAAAGGCAGUAAAGCAGAAGUAGAGGUUCCAGCUCGCACAUCUGCAGAUAAAUCUGUUUUUUUUUUACCGACUCGUUUCGAAAUAUGAUGGAGGAUUUCUCUGGACUCGCCCUACCUCCUCUUUUUGGAGGAGGCCAUAUUCUGGAGGCAGAACUGGAACCCGGAGGAGUGGAGCUCGGAUCGGGAGAGGUGGAGCUGGACACAGGAGGCAACGAGUUGAUUGACAACACAGCCCAAGAAGAUGAAGAAAGAAGAGCUCUGGACAAAAGAAAAUAUCUGGCUUUGAACAGGAAAUGCAAAGAAAUUGAACAGGUAAACCAGAGGAUCCUUGGUCGCCUUCACCUAGUGCAAAGAAUUACACGGCGUCUAAAGAAAGAAAGAUGGUUUCUUAUGAAGACUUUGGAUGCUCAUGGCGAUGAUUACAGAAACGCUCAACUGACUAUAUUGCUUGAGGAUGAGCCCGGAACACAGUUAGACCCUGAUGAUGGGGGGGAGGAGGAAAAAUUUAACGGAGUGUCUACAGGAGAGAGUCAUGGAGCUGGACCAAGAAAGAAGAGGCACAAGAUUCAGGCGCAAGAAAGAGAUAAAGACCAACAAAUUGAACCAGCAGAAAUAUCCGGAUAUGCAGAGCCACAGUUUGGAGAAAUGCCGAGCCCAGCCUCCCUGACUCACUGAUCUGCAUCCUGGGAUUGGCGACAACUAUGACAAUUAUAAUAACAAUGAUGGGGGUCCAGUUAUGCUUCAUUCAUUUGGGCUUUGCACUAUUAUAAAGAUGGAAAAAUGUUUGAUUUCAGGUUUAGUUUAUACAGACAGAAAUAUGUUUUAUACGUACAAUUUUUGUCCUUUAUAUUAUUUGUGAAAAAAUGAUGACAAGUAAUUAUGACUAGUGUGAAAAAGUAAAAACCCAGGUAUGUUGACAAUAGUAGAGACUUAAAAUGAAUAUCAUUUGGUAUUCUUAUUGAUUUUGAAAUUUAUCACAAUGACGUUCUUCAUACUUCUUUUGUGACCAUUUUUUGUAUUUAUUAAUAAAUAUUUUUAUUUGGA